UCACGUUCCAUUUUUACUGUGUGUGCAUUGGGGGGUUCUGUGCCCUUUGCAAACCUGGCGCUUGUGUGUUAUUAUGCUUUGAGACGUGCACGCAAACCAAACUUUCUGUCGGACACCUACUACCAGCUCCCCCUAUAAUUCAGUUUCAAUCCCUGGACAUUGUAAACACCUUCAAUUUAUCAGUAGUUUUUUUCUUUUGUGUGUUAACCACCUUUACGCCGUGGGUUUACUUUCAAGCCACGAAAAAUGUCGGGAAAAGGCGUUUCAAUCGACCUGGUCUCAUAAGUUAUGACGCCAAUGACGCGCAAUGUGAGAGGAACUCACUGAACUUGCCUAGAGGAGGACGGUCCCAUUGCAUCCCCCUUCUGAACUGAUUUAUGUAAUAGUGUCCUCCUCCAGUUAUUGAAGAGAAAACUAGUGGCUGGACCACUGAUACUGUACUCUACCCAGCACCUGUGAGAACCCCCACCCCUAGUGCCACCAUGCAGACCUCCUCUCUACGUCGGCAGAUGAAAAACAUGGUCAACAACUACUCCGAGGCGGAGAUCAAGGUACGAGAGGCCACCUCGAACGACCCCUGGGGCCCCCCUAGCUCGCUCAUGUCGGAAAUUUCCGACCUCACCUUCAACGUGGUGGCCUUCACCGAGGUGAUGGGAAUGAUCUGGAAGCGCCUCAACGACCACGGCAAGAACUGGCGCCAUGUCUACAAGGCCCUGACGCUGCUGGAUUACCUGAUCAAGACGGGCUCGGAGCGCGUGGCCCAGCAGUGCCGGGAGAACAUCUUCACCAUCCAGACCCUGAGAGACUUCCAGUUCACUGACCGGGAUGGCCGUGACCAGGGGGUCAACGUGAGGGAGAAGGCCAAGCAGCUGGUCACCUUGAUGAGGGACGACGACAAGCUGAAGCAGGAGAGGACCCAGGCCUUGAAAACCAAGGAGAGAAUGGCAGGAGCUGCAGCUGGGAUGGGCUCUGGUUCUCUGCCACCCCCGUACCCAGGCCGCCGCACCAGCCAGCCCAGCAUGGCAGCUCUGUAUGGGGAUGAGUUUGGCAGGUCCAGAGGGUCACCCUCCUCCUUCAACUCCUCCUCCUCUUCUCCUCAUGUAGCCUCCGACCUGGAGCAGGCCCGCCCCCAGACCAGCGGGGAGGAGGAGCUACAGCUGCAGCUGGCCUUGGCCAUGAGCCGAGAAGAGACUGAAAAGCCGCCUCCCCCUCCCGUGGAUAUUGACGAGCAGACCCAGCUCCAGAUCGCUAUGAGCCUCAGCAAGGAGGAGGCCCAGAAGACGCCCUCACAGCCCGCCCCUCGCCCUCCGGUUGCCUUGGAAAUGGAUGAAGACGCGCAGCUCCAGAUAGCUCUGAGCCUGAGCAAAGAGGAGCACCAGCAGGAGCAACGGAGUCGCCAGGGAGACGAGUCGUUGCUCCAGAAAGCUCUUGAGGAGAGCAAGAGAGAGAUGCAGCCCACUGAAGGCGGGUCGGCCAUGAAGGACCUUGUAGAUGUUUUUGCGGUGGCCUCUGAAGCGUCCCCUCGUCACCCAAACUGGGACCUAUCCGGAGGGGCCGCCCGUCUGGCCAGCUCGGACCCCUGGGACACCCUGGUGGAUGCACGCUCCUCUGCCCCGGGGAUAGAAAUACCCUGGAUGGCACCUCCGGCCUCCAGCAGCCCUGUUCCUCCCUGGGAGCGCGCACGGUCCCCUCCGGACCCAUGGGAGGCCCCGCACGGUGCACCCAGCCCCAAACCCAACCUCGGCUCUGCCUCCAGCACCCAACCCUGGGCCUCCCCUGCCAACACAGGUGCGUCGGCUGGAGAUCCCUUCACUGGUAUGGCAGCUAAAGUCCCUUCUCGACCUGGGAGCCCCUCGGACGGAGACCUGUUUGAUGAGGCCAUGGACGGGGGUCAAGUGAACAUGAACGGGCGAGGUGGGGGCAGUCCAGAGAUCUUUGACCUGUCCCGUCUGGGUGAAAGUCUGGCCGCCCCCAGUCCACGGAGCUGUCGCACCCCCGAGGCCUUCCUGGAUCCCAGCGCAGCCUCGCUGGUCAACCUGGACAUCCUGAUCCCUGCUAACCCUCCAGCCAAGACCAAGAACCCCUUCCUGUCAGGACUGAGUGCACCCUCGGCCACCAACCCAUUCCAAAGUGAACAGCCCCGCCUGACCCUGAAUCAGAUGCGUCCCAGCUCCACGUCCCCCGUGCCUCCAGCCAGCUCCCUCCCGUACAGCGCCUCCUUGCCCCUGCCCGCCAGCCACCAGCCUUCCAGUCUGCCCUCCUCCCUCACCCACCCCACCCAGCCCGGCCAGGACAUGCCUGGGAACCUGCCCCAGCCCCUUCUACCCCUCUUCCAAGCGACAACUCUGAACCAGCAGGCUGACCAGCACAGUCAGAACCCCUUCCUAUGAGGUUCAAAUGGAAUGGACCCAAACUCGGAGGGAGAGCGGAGAAACAGUUGCAUUCUUGAACCUAACCUCAGACUCAACUGGAACUCUGAACUGAAAUCAUUUGGUUUAGUUUUUUUUUAUACAGGCCAUGAUACUGUAACCCUUAGAUUGCUGCCUGCUGAACUGUUCUCUCUGUGAUCACACCCUGUCUUGUUCCUUCUGUGUAGGAAGGAGUGACAGAGGAAGGCAUUUAGGCUCUUGUGU
This is a messenger RNA of Hypomesus transpacificus, 2633 nucleotides long. RefSeq names its product epsin 3a (gene epn3a). Gene Ontology annotation, molecular function: phospholipid binding; clathrin binding. The record is from RefSeq and is a predicted model, not a curated record. Gene Ontology annotation, cellular component: clathrin vesicle coat; plasma membrane; endosome. The transcript has 11 exons. Gene Ontology annotation, biological process: endocytosis. The coding region runs from base 483 to 2390 and encodes 635 amino acids. Lineage: Eukaryota; Metazoa; Chordata; Actinopteri; Osmeriformes; Osmeridae.